This is a messenger RNA of Microthlaspi erraticum, 465 nucleotides long. The record is from the annotation of a GenBank genome assembly. Lineage: Eukaryota; Viridiplantae; Streptophyta; Magnoliopsida; Brassicales; Brassicaceae.
AUGAUGUUUGAGUCAGACAAAUUCAAGGCUUCGUCCAUGAUGGAGACAGUCACUGUCUCGGAUCUGAAACAUGAAGAGUUAGUGGCUUUCGUUGAGUUCAUCUAUAGCGACGGUUCUAUGCUCUCAGAGAAUGCCAAGCAACACGCUGUGUCACUCUAUCGUGCAGCCGCGGAAUAUGAGAUUCCGCAUCUGGGCGACCUAUGCAGAAACGUGCUUAUAUCAUCUCUUAACUCUUCCAAUGCUCUUAAAGUUCUUGCGCUCUCUGAAAACCCUUCUGAUAAUGCCCUCAGUGAUGCCGCCUUGAAAGUUAUCAAAACCCAUCAACGCACUAUUUUUGCCUCUGCUGAGUUCGAGGCAUUCGUCGUCCAUCAUCCAAUUCUUACCGUGAAGAUAUUUAAGUUUAUUUCGGCAGUGUGUCAUCCAAUCCAUCAUCCUGCUUACUAUUCUCACAUUUUUAAUUAUUAA